AUGGAAGAAACAAUCGCCGAGCUAAAGCGCCAGCUUAAAGAGGAGAGACAGGCGCGAGAAGCAGAAGAGCGCCGUGAGGAGGAAGAGAGAAAAGCGCGAGAAGAAGCAGAGCGCCUCCAGAGAGAGGCUGAACGGCGACUCGAACCUAACACACCAUUUCACCUCUUUGAUCGUUGCCACAACUCUCUGUCUCAAGCGAUUCAGGUUGAGACUGAUGCGACUCACGACACAGGGCGACGCGACUGGCCCAACCGCACCAAUGCCUUUACCUCGCGCCCACUAUUCCCUUCUGAUGAGCAAACCGAAUAUGUCGCUACAAAUAUCCAGAACAGGCCGAUCUAUUCGGAAGCGUCUCUUCGGAAUUUUGAGCGAGACACAGUGGGUAACUUUGUUGAAAAAGUCCUUGAGGCGUUACUAGGUGAUGAACCUCUUCGACAUGAGUUUGGAAUCCAGGGCCGAGUCACCUUCUAUGACCGCGCGAACCUAUCAGAAACUUUACUAGAGAACAUCUUAGAGCGAAUGAAUCUCCGGGAUGCGCGGACACCCCAAAGACCAGCGAACACUAGCACUACGCGAAAACGUAAUCGGCGCGCCGACCAGUUCUGCGUGCAUCUCGUGGCUGAUGAACGACAAAUACCAGCGUAUGCAGUGGAGUUCAAAGCGCCGCAUAAAGUGACAAUCCCCGAAUUAGUGGCGGGUCUACACCAGAUGGAUCUGGAUCGCGAUAUAAUUGACCAGGAAGGCGAUACGUUUGAGUUUUAUGCCACCUACCUCGUCGCCGCUGUGGUCACUCAGAUAUUCUCAUAUAUGAUCGAUAGUGGGGUUCAAUACGGCUACAUCUGCACAGGGGAGGCUUUUGCUUUUCUUCAAAUCCCGAAGGAUCAUCCCACAGUUGUGCAAUAUUUUAUGUGUAUCCCGAAUCAGGACGUGCAGGCGGAUGAUGAAUGGCGCCUCCAAUGGACCGCCAUCGGUUAG
Molecule: messenger RNA, 975 nt
Organism: Penicillium taxi
Lineage: Eukaryota; Fungi; Ascomycota; Eurotiomycetes; Eurotiales; Aspergillaceae
Exons: 3
Coding region: 1-975 (324 amino acids)
Source: RefSeq, a predicted model, not a curated record